GCAUUUAUGACAAACUUAGCAAGAUAAGACGUCUUCAGAACUUAUUCAAGCCUGGAGGUCUCCCUGUCUAUCUACUUGGGAAAAGAGAUAUUUCAAUGUACAGGGGUGUGAUGGUUGGAACAGUUGCUGGGUUGGGUAUAACCUUUGGCACAAUCUUCUUGAUGGCUACAAAUAAUCUAUCAAAGAAGAGUAACAAUUAAUUAGUUCUAUAAGAUACAUGGAUUUGACGAUUGUAAUUGUUGCUAUGUAAACAAAGUUAAGGACAAAUUUAGAUGAAAAAGUGUGCUAAACCAGGAUUUUCACUGUAAUAAAAUGUUUUUAUGACCACAUUUUUUUGACAACUCUUUUAUCAAAAAGACAAAUUUGUUAAGAGUUAUCAUCACCAGCUGACAUAAUGCAUAAUUGUGAAAUUAUUUUAUGAAUUGACCUUUUAUGGCUUGCUAAAAACUACAGUAAAAUUUCAUAAUUACGAGCUUGGUCAGGGAAUGGGCUUCUGGGAWACCGGCUAUUGUCACUCACUACCGGAAGUGAAUUCCGUACAAAAUUACUUCCGGUGUUACUAGGAAUAAUAAUCACCUGUGUCAGCGACUUUAAAGGAAAUCUAAAUCUAACAGAGUAAUUCGACUAUGAGCGAGCAACAGAAUCAAAAGCUGACAAGGAUAUUUAUUUGUGGAGCCCACAGCGUUGGUAAAUCAACUUUGGCUGAGGCGAUCGCUAAAGAAACAGGAUUUCUUAUUGUCUCUGAAAUCGCACGAACAAUCAUAAAAGAUUUAGGGUGGAARCGAGACGACUAUGAUCCGCGAUCAAAUCCCGAAGGUUUUAAAAAUCUUCAGAAGUUGAUAAUAGAAUCACAAGCGAAGGUGGAACGUAUUCACGACGAGCAAGGUGAUAAUUACAUUUGUGAUCGUGCGAUCGAUCCUGUUGUUUAUGCACGAAUAUACUUAGAGGAAAAAGAUGCCGACGAACUUUUGAAACWAGAAUCGACAAAACAAAAUAUCAAAAGGUACCGAUCUUCGUUGGUGUUUGUUAUUAAACCUUUCCCAGAAUGCAUGAGGGAUGACAACGUUCGUUUAACUCCAACAAUGGAUGAAUUGAAUUUAUUCACCUCCACCAUGGAAACCCUUUUACAAGAUGUUCAAAUACCGUAUAUUGCUAUAAAUACCUUGGAUAUGGACGAAAGAGUUCGAAUUGUGAAAGAAGAACUCAGGAAACAAGCACUAUUAUAGCAAAUGAAACCAUCAAAAUUCAAAACGUAAAAACCAGUAUUAUCAAAACGUGACAUUCAGACAUCUGGAAGGAAAUAGAGGAUAUUACAUGGGCGCGCGG
Messenger RNA from Exaiptasia diaphana, 1326 nucleotides. RefSeq lists its product as uncharacterized. NCBI's taxonomy places the organism in Eukaryota, Metazoa, Cnidaria, Anthozoa, Actiniaria, Aiptasiidae. The record is from RefSeq and is a predicted model, not a curated record.